This is a messenger RNA of Anneissia japonica, 986 nucleotides long. RefSeq lists its product as uncharacterized. The annotation marks the transcript as partial. NCBI's taxonomy places the organism in Eukaryota, Metazoa, Echinodermata, Crinoidea, Comatulida, Comatulidae. The transcript is spliced from 7 exons. The record is from RefSeq and is a predicted model, not a curated record.
UGUUGGAAUGCGGUGUUUAUGUAAUAUGAUUCAGUUUUUAUAUUGAUAAUUUUUUUUUUUUACUUAUUUUAUUUGUUAUUUACGUUUGCUCCUGUAGGAAAAUUCAACUAUUCUUCACGUGUUGGCGUACAACGCAUCUGCGUCAUUACUGAGACGUGCAUUAGAGAAAACGAGUGAAAAUGUUAACAAGACCAAUAAACAUGGAUGCACACCGCUACAUGACUGUCUGUAUGCUUCGAGGCCCUUUGAGGUACAGCGAAAUACGGCAUUGUGCCUAAUGGAGUAUGGCGCAUUACUCUCAAUAAAAGAUAAGUAUGGAAAGACGCCUCUUGAUCUGUACGAUAAUAAUGCAUGUAGUGAAUACGAUAAAUUCUCCAAAGGAGACAACAAGUUAAAUAUGAGACAAUCACUUGAAGAUCGGGCUGUUCCAUCAGAGAUAUUAGCUAGAGGUGGUGACGCCCUAAAGGCUUACAACGAUGCAAAAGAAAAUGGUACAAUGACUGUUGUUAAUUCAAGAAUGAAGUUCCUUGGGAAAGAAGGGUCAGGAAAGACUUGCUGUAUAAAAGCCAUGCUUGGGAAAGAAUUUAAUCAGAAAGAGCCGCCAACUGAUGGUAUUGUUAAAAUUAUCGUCUUCCAAACUGUUGGCAGCGAUUGGAGUAAAUGGGAGGAGCAGGAAAAUAUAGACGUGUGUGGACGAACCAAGCAGGUACUUGAUGACGCUAUCAUCGCAAGAACUGCAGAGGAGCUGUUAAAAACACAACAUAGUACAUCUGGUCACAGCUCUACUAAAUCUGUAACUCUACCUGCUUCAUCCUCAAUUCAUCCUGGAGAAAAGCGCAAAGUAAAGAAAUCUCUGUCGGUGCCAACAAGUACUUUCAAAAGUGACAAACCCCCGAUCAAGAAGCUUAUUAAAGAAAUUCAAGAUCAGAUAAUUAAAUCUAGUACGGCAGAUCUGAGUGGUGUAACUUGCAUAUGGGACUAUGCUG